Messenger RNA from Pestalotiopsis fici W106-1, 1599 nucleotides. RefSeq lists its product as uncharacterized. The transcript has 4 exons. NCBI's taxonomy places the organism in Eukaryota, Fungi, Ascomycota, Sordariomycetes, Amphisphaeriales, Sporocadaceae. The record is from RefSeq and is a predicted model, not a curated record. Gene Ontology annotation, molecular function: pyridoxal phosphate binding; transaminase activity. The coding region runs from base 1 to 1599 and encodes 532 amino acids.
AUGAGUUCAAAGAUAACCAUCAUCAGUGAUCUUGAUCAACUGAAGGUGGAUCUCCAUGCUGAUAAGCAUCCAUCUAAGACCAUCAUUGAGAACAAUGCGCUCUCUGAAAGUGUCUGGCGUGUAGACAAUGAUCAGUCAUCUGCCGAGAUCACUUCGAAAGACGGUAGCGUAAAGUACCUCGUCCGAGGAGAACUUGUCGUCAAGGACCAGGUAUCGAGCAGUAGCCAGACUGCUAAAGCUCCCUGCGUCAUCCUGAUCCCGAAAGGCUCUCAGGUAUCGACCACCCAAUCCGAAGACUGCAAGAUUAUUCAUAUAAAUUCAAGUGCUGCAGAUCAGCUCCUAUCGAGAUAUGGAGACUAUGAAAAACGGCUGGAGGAGCUUAUAGAUCGAUUCAUAGCCGCAAACCCAACAUCCGAAGCCAAUGCAAAGCGCGCAACCUCGGCCCUGCCUGGAGGCAACACGAGGACCGUGCUGCACUCUAGCCCAUUCCCUUUGAUCAUCAAAUCAGGACAGGGUUGCUCCGUCACGUCGGCCGAGGGUGUAGAUUAUGUCGAUCUCAUAUCCGAGUACUCGGCGUGCAUGUUUGGCCAUUCGCACCCGGCGAUUCUUGACGCCAUCCAGCGAGCUGCAUCCAUCGGUAUUAACUUGAGCGGCGUGACAGAGUAUGAGGUCCAGUUUGCUGAGCUGGUCAAGAAGCGGUUCCCCAGCAUGGAGCUCAUGCGUUUCUGUAAUUCGGGUACCGAAGCCAACACCAUGGCUCUCGCGGCGGCGUUACAUUACACCAAGAAAAGAAAGGUCUUGGUAUUUCUCGGUGGCUACCACGGCGGCACGCUCGCUUUUGCGAAAGAGCAUGAUCCCGUCAGACUGCCUCAUGAGUUCGUCAUUGGCACGUACAACGACGUCGAAGGUACGCGCAAGUUGAUGGACUCAAGCAUUGGUGCCAUUCUUGUCGAGCCCAUGAAAUCGGCUGGAGGCAUGAUCCCCGGCACUCGGGAAUUCCUGUCCUAUCUUCGCGAGGCGGCGACGGCUUGCGGCGCCGUACUGAUCUUUGACGAAGUUGUCACCUCGCGUUUGCACUACCACGGACUACAGGGCUACCAUGAUAUUACCCCGGAUAUGACCACCUUGGGCAAAUACAUCGGUGGAGGAUUCGCAUUCGGUGCGUUUGGCGGGCGCCAAGAGAUCAUGGCCACAUUUGAUCCAGCGUCGCCUUCUGCGAUCAGCCAUUCGGGUACCUACAACAAUAAUAUCUUUACAAUGAUUGCAGGCAUCGCAGGAUGCCACAUCUUGGGCACAGAGGAAAUUUCGCGGACCAAUGAGUUGGGGGAUUUACUUCGCGACGGAAUCAAUGAGGCAGUCACAUCUCGAGGAUCCAAGGCGAUUUGGGCCACGGGCCACGGCAGUGCUAUUGGUUUGCAUUUCGAGAGUGAAAUUGUCAAGGACUGCUUCUACUUUGAAUUACUCGAGCGAAAGAUCAUGAUUGGAAGACGAGGCUUUACGAGCUUGAAUAUCAUGCACAAGAAGGAGCAUAUGGAACAGGUACUGGAGGUUAUCGUUUCGCUGCUGGAUCGAUAUGAUACUUACAGCACGAGUAAAUGA